Otolemur garnettii (small-eared galago) is the source of this 5622-nucleotide messenger RNA. It is a transcript of the gene RPS6KA2, whose product is annotated as ribosomal protein S6 kinase A2. Bases 214 to 2415 code for a protein of 733 amino acids. Lineage: Eukaryota; Metazoa; Chordata; Mammalia; Primates; Galagidae. Gene Ontology annotation, molecular function: magnesium ion binding; ribosomal protein S6 kinase activity; ATP binding. The record is from RefSeq and is a predicted model, not a curated record. Gene Ontology annotation, biological process: intracellular signal transduction; protein phosphorylation. The transcript is spliced from 21 exons.
CGGAGGCGGAGGCGGAGUGAGUGCCUGGGGCCCCGGCCGCCGUGGCCCGCGCGGCCUGCCCUUUGUGCCCGCAGCCCGCGCCCCGCGCCCAUGGCCGCCGCUUCGGACUCCCCAGCCUCACGCACCCGCCCGCGGACCUAAGUCCCGCGCCUGGGAUGCGCCAGGGAUGCGCGUCCCCCGGCCCUGCGGCUGCUCCCAGCUGGGCGCGGGGCGAUGGACCUGAGCAUGAAGAAGUUCGCCGUCCGCAGGUUCUUCUCCGUGUACCUGCGCAAGAAGUCACGCUCCAAGAGCUCCAGCCUAAGUCGGCUCGAGGAAGAAGGCAUCGUCAAGGAGAUCGACAUCAGCCACCAUGUGAAGGAAGGAUUUGAAAAGGCAGACCCUUCCCAGUUCGAACUGCUGAAAGUCUUAGGACAAGGAUCGUACGGGAAGGUGUUCCUGGUGAGGAAGAUCAAGGGGUCCGACGCCGGCCAGCUCUACGCCAUGAAAGUCCUCAAGAAAGCAACGCUGAAAGUCCGGGACCGAGUCCGAUCAAAGAUGGAGAGAGACAUCUUGGCAGAAGUGAAUCACCCUUUCAUUGUAAAGCUUCAUUAUGCCUUUCAGACGGAAGGAAAGCUCUACCUGAUCCUGGACUUCCUGAGGGGAGGGGACCUCUUCACCAGACUCUCCAAGGAGGUGAUGUUCACGGAGGAGGACGUCAAGUUCUACCUGGCCGAGCUGGCCCUGGCGCUGGACCAUCUCCACGGGCUGGGGAUCAUCUAUAGGGACCUGAAACCCGAGAACAUCCUCCUGGAUGAAGAGGGACAUAUUAAGAUCACAGAUUUCGGCCUGAGUAAGGAGGCCAUUGACCACGACAAGAGGGCCUAUUCCUUCUGCGGGACCAUCGAGUACAUGGCACCCGAGGUGGUGAACCGGCGGGGGCACACUCAGAGCGCUGACUGGUGGUCCUUCGGCGUGCUCAUGUUUGAGAUGCUCACGGGGUCCCUGCCGUUCCAGGGGAAGGACAGGAAGGAGACCAUGGCCCUCAUCCUCAAAGCCAAGCUGGGCAUGCCUCAGUUCCUCAGCACUGAGGCUCAGGGUUUGCUGCGAGCCCUCUUCAAGCGGAAUCCCUGCAACCGGCUAGGUGCCGGCAUUGAUGGAGUGGAGGAAAUUAAGCGUCAUCCUUUCUUUGUUACCAUAGACUGGAACAAGCUGUACCGGAAGGAGAUCAAGCCUCCGUUCAAGCCAGCGGUGGGCAGGCCUGAGGACACCUUCCACUUUGACCCUGAGUUCACAGCACGGACCCCCACAGACUCUCCAGGUGUGCCCCCAAGUGCCAACGCUCACCAUCUGUUUAGAGGAUUCAGUUUCGUGGCAUCGAGCCUGGUGCAGGAGCCCGCACAGCAAGGCCCACACAAAGUCCCAGUUCACCCGAUCGUGCAGCAAUUACAUGGGAACAACGUCCACUUUACUGAUGGCUACGAGAUCAAAGAGGAUAUUGGGGUGGGCUCCUACUCCGUGUGCAAGCGAUGUGUGCACAAGGCAACUGACACAGAGUACGCCGUGAAGAUCAUCGACAAGAGUAAAAGAGACCCCUCAGAAGAGAUCGAGAUUCUCCUGAGGUACGGCCAGCACCCGAACAUCAUCUCCCUCAAGGACGUCUAUGACGAUGGCAAGUAUGUGUACCUGGUGAUGGAGCUGAUGCGUGGCGGGGAGCUCCUGGACCGAAUUCUUCGGCAGAGAUGCUUCUCAGAGCGCGAGGCCAGUGACGUGCUGUGCACCAUUGCCAAGACCAUGGACUACCUGCACUCCCAGGGGGUGGUCCAUCGAGAUCUGAAGCCGAGUAACAUUCUGUACAUGGAUGAGUCUGGAAACCCUGAAUCCAUUCGCAUCUGUGACUUUGGGUUUGCCAAGCAGCUGCGAGCAGAGAAUGGGCUGCUGAUGACACCGUGCUACACGGCCAACUUUGUGGCCCCAGAGGUUCUGAAGCGUCAGGGCUAUGAUGCAGCAUGUGACGUCUGGAGCUUGGGGAUCCUGCUGUACACCAUGCUGGCAGGAUUUACCCCGUUUGCAAACGGACCAGAUGAUACUCCAGAGGAGAUCUUGGCACGGAUCGGCAGUGGGAAGUACGCCCUUUCUGGGGGAAACUGGGACUCAAUAUCCGAUGCAGCAAAGGAUGUCGUAUCCAAGAUGCUCCAUGUGGACCCACAUCAGCGCCUCACUGCAGUGCAGGUGCUCAGACACCCAUGGAUUGUCAACAGGGAGUACCUGUCCCAAAACCAGCUCAGCAGACAAGACGUGCACCUGGUGAAGGGUGCCAUGGCCGCCACCUACUUUGCCCUGAACAGAACACCUCAGGCUCCGCGGCUGGAGCCAGUGCUGUCAUCCAACCUGGCCCAGCGCCGGGGCAUGAAGAGGCUCACAUCCACCAGGCUGUAGCGGGCAGGACAGCAGCCGCCAGCUCGUAGCCACCUGCCAAGCGUCCUCUCUGGCUCACAGACACAAGCUGAGCUCCCGCCCACAGGCCAGAGUGACCUCGCAUGGGACAUGGAGCGGAGCUGGCUUCUCCGUGUCUGUGCUUCUCUCACAGCCCUGGAGAGGAUCCAGAGGCCUCUGAAGCCUCACCUGCCUCCUGCACCUGCACCUCCUCCUCCAUCCCCUACCCAGCAAGCUCCUGUCACUGCUGGCGCCCUGUGGGGCCUGCAGUGUUCUCUGGGAACCUCUAAGCCUUCUCAUGUUGUGGCUUAUGUUUGUAAGGAGAGAUUAUUUUCCAGGUGUGAGGCCCAUAUGUACAUGGGCCAGCCCCGGUUAUGCAGGCUGCGCUGGGCGGGGGUGGGGGAGCUGCGGAGUCUGGAUGGGACCAGAGGUGUCCAGGCGCUCAGCCACCUCCAUUGGGCUGGGGGUAGACACCAGGCCCCAUCCAGAAUAAUCCAAAGAGCCGCUUCCUUAUUGCCCUCUGAUUUUUUUAAUAUGGAUGGGGGAAAGCCCUACCUAGAAUCAGGAUAGCCCUGUCUCUGCCUCAAAGGCUGCAGGUCACAGGAUGAGGGAUCUGGGAGAGGGCAUACCCUCUGUGCCCUGUUCUGGCUUGGUGGUCUCAUGGCUCCUAGGGGCUCCUGAGAGCACCUGGGUGGCCCCUUGUGGUUCUCCAAGGCACUGGUUUUGCUGUCUUCACCUUCAGCUUUCUAGUCACUGGAAGAACUGUGAGCCUUGGAGAAGCUGAGCUCUGUUUCCUCCUGUCCAUCUUUCUCCAACCAAGGGAGGGGUAGGGGGAUGACCAGGGGGGAUGGCCAGCACGAGACAUGCUGUGGACAGGGCAAUGCGCCUCAGCCUGUGGCCGUGGAAGGGGCGAUGCACCUCAGCCUGUGGCUGUGGACAGGGUGAUGUACCUCAUGGGCCUGUGGCCGUGGAAGGGGCGAUGCACCUCAGCCUGUGGUUGUGGACCAGGCCAUGUGCCUCAUGGGCCUGUGGUUGUGGGCGGGGCGAUGCGCCUCCUGGGCCUGUGGCUGUGGGCGGGGCGAUGCGCCUCCUGGGCCUGUGGUUGUGGGCGGGGCGAUGCGCCUCCUGGGCCUGUGGCUGUGGGCGGGGCGAUGCGCCUCUUAGGCCUGUGGCUGUGGGCGGGGCGAUGCGCCUCAUAGGCCUGUGGUUGUGGACCUGGUGAUGCACCUCCUGGGCCUGUGGUUUCAUGUUACGUUUGUGUUUCUGCUGCACAGAUCUGUCUGAGACAGACCUUUCCGCGGUAUUUUCGACUUCCCUGGUGUGCUGUGCACACGGCGUUGGGUAGCACAGACCGCCAUGCUGUGCUUGCCUUUGUUGAGGGAACGGCAGGAGGACGUGCCCAGGUGGGAGGCGCCCCAGAGUGCCUGGCCCUCAAAGAGCAGCCAGCAGGGACAGGGAGGCACUUAUUGGUCACAGCCAGGUUUUAGUAAGAUAUUUUAUUGCUUUUUCUUUUCAUCUCCAGUCACUCCAGUACCCAACCCUCCCCUCCCAAAAGGUGCAGCACUCUGAAAAAUAACUCCUUAGCUUGGUCUAAUUGUUGUCAAAUCUUAAAAUAUAACCUUAUUUCAGAAGCUUUAAUUAUUCCCUGAGGAUUUUCUAAGAGAACCACAAAGAAUAAAAGGUGAGGGACAGAUUAUGCACCUGUUUUCCUGCAGUGCCCACUGGGUUUUUCUCAUUAGAAAAUGGUUUUUCUUGAGACUAAAGUAACUUCUCCUCAUGACAGUUUUGUUUCUUAGGUCUGAAUUAUUUCAUUUCUUAUUCAAAACUUAGGGAAAAGUAAAUAGUCCUUAAAUCAAUCUUCUCUCCUAGACAUGGACAAAGUCAUUUCUGAUUCUGCCCAGAGCCCAAGGCCGGCUUUGUCUGCAUGUUUGUUAGUGGCUUCAAUUCCAAUGGAGGCAGGAGGGAGGGAGAAGCAUCGCUGGGAGGUGGCUGUCUCCCCACCGCGUGCUCACAGGCUCGCGCCCUUGCUCCUUCUCAGUAACAUCUGCUCACACAGCCUUACCUUCUGAACUAAACGUGCCAAAGGGACCCAGAGGCUCAGCGCCACACCACACUGUCCUUCCACCUGCUCAAUGUGUGUCAGCGGCAGACGGCAUCCCUGUCCCUGCCGCACGAGUGUCUGUAAAAUACCUCUCCUUCCUGCCCUUAUCCAGAACAAACUGAUACUUGAAAUCCUUCAAAGAGAGUCAGCCUAAGACACUAUGAUGUCAUAUUUUAAACUAAGCUUCCAAAAAUCCUGAGUGAACUAGCUGGGGCCUGUGCUGUUCCCAGGGCGGUCCAGGUGUGGAAGAAGGUGUCGUUAACAGUUUGCACUUGGUGGAGGUUCCGUGCGAUUUGCACAAGUGACAGGGACUCCCAGAAGGUUACACAGCUCUGCUUGCUCACUCAGAUAAUCACUCCCCUCUGGAUCAGAAAACCACAGCGUUUGCAAGGAGAAGACGGAGCCCCAGAUCUCAGGCUUCCUACCCCAGCCCUGCUGUCCCUGCAGGGCACCACUAUAGGAUCCUCUACCCUGACAGCCCCCCUCGUUCCUCCCCACUGUGUGGAAGAAAUGCUUGACUUUGUCCCAUAAGCAAGGGGGCUUUUUGCUGAUUCCACCCCCAAAGUUGAAUGUGGGCAAGUGGUGAGGAUUUCACUUGUAUCCUUAAGUCAGAUCUGUGCGUGAUUUUAAACUAACUCUGUGUGUGUUGAUGUUUGGAAGAUUGUUGGACUUCUAACGUGAUAAUAGUACUUCAUGUGAGCCAGUAUUGUUAAUUAAAUGGUGUUAUUCCUAAAGCCGCACAUUGGGGUUUUGACCUUACGCUUCACAUGAUAGAAUUUGAUUUGCACUCCGUUUAUUUCUGACAUGGUUUUGUUACCCCUCACCUUGCCAAGAGUCGGGCACACUGAGGAUUGAGAAGGACACUGCAGGCUCCUGAGCAGUGAGGAGGGCGGGUAGGCCCCGCAGCCGCAGAGCAAAGGACGCGCCUCCCUGCCCGGCUCUUCCCACUUGGCACUUUGUUUACAAGCUCGGCAGUUAUGUUUACAGACCAUGUUCAUGUUCACGCUUUACAUUUCAUGUUGGAGAUGGGCGGCCACUGUACAGAUAUUUAUUAUGCUUUCCAGACUUUCUGAAUAGAUUUUUUUGAAUAAACAUGGUUUUAUGAAGUG